Molecule: messenger RNA, 1671 nt
Organism: Porites evermanni
Lineage: Eukaryota; Metazoa; Cnidaria; Anthozoa; Scleractinia; Poritidae
Source: the annotation of a GenBank genome assembly
AUGUCUGCAAUAGUGACAACAGUGUUCAAAGCAACAAUCGGUUUGCUUUUACGAAAAGGAAGAGCAACUGCAGCGGAAAAGCUUAAAGAAGGUGAUGUUGUUGAUCAGAAAUUCCGUCGCUUGAUCUUGCGCGAAAUUGACGAUGUCAAAUCCAAGUUGGAUGGACUAGCAAGAAAGGACUUAUUAUCAAGCUUCAGCUCAUUUGCAGAAGGUAUCCAUUAUUUGUAUGAAGUGUUUGGCAGAUCAAAGACAAUAGUCGAAUUUGAAGAUGUUAGCACUGAUCAAGUCACGGGUGGCGAAGACGGAAGGGAGAUAAGAACUCUCACGAGACGAAUGAAUUUCAUAGAUGAGACAGACCUGCGGGAUAAAUCAGUUAGAAAAACACUAGAAAUCGCGAAAAAGAGGUUUGAAUACGCCCGUGAGAAAGCUAGAGAUGCCUUUGCCAAUGAGGCACUGGAUUUGCGUGAUCGCAUUCUAGGCAUGCAGUAUCGAGUUAUGGCAACAAUACUACAGAAUUGUGAAAGCCCCGAAGAUGCACUGCCAGCAUGUAGAGUUUGCUUGGAGGAACUGCACUCUUUGACCGCUGUUAAGGAGUAUUUUGACGUGCAGCUCAAUAAAGGAUUCCGGGCCAGAUUUAGCAAAGACGAAAGGCGAAAAGUCAUAUCUGCCGUCUGCCAUCUUAAUCGAGUUAUUUACGAUGUCACCCUCAUGGUUGGGUUUGGCCUAAGAGAAUGGCCUUGCGUUGACACGGGCAAAGAGAAAAUUGACCCGAUUCGUGACGAAAGACUUACAAAACUUCUACGAAAACAAGGCAUGGAACACUGUUUCGUCAAACCGUGGUCGUUUGGUCAGGAGGGUGAAAAGGAACAAAUAUUAAAAAGUCCUGUGGGUAUCGCUACGAAUACGCACGAGCAGCUCAUUGUUGCGGACGAUGGGGAUAAAUCAAUCAAGAUGUUUGACAGCAACGGGGACUUCAAAAGCUGCGUUUAUCUGCAAAGUGAUGAUGACAAUACAGAGCUGCAUAUCCUUGAUAUUGCUACUGACGAAUAUAGCAAUAGCUAUGUACUGAUCGGACGUAAGAAGUCCCGGACCAAAGAAAAUGAGCUGGAAGUUAGAAAAUUCAACGCAACAACUUCCCUUCUUUGCACGUUUUCUGUGAAAAAAGGGCCGUGGGGACAGGGUAAGCUGACAAUUUGUAGCGGAAACAUCCUGAUAUUAAGAGGAUCAGGAUCUGGAGAUGUGGUAGAAGUGUAUAAAAGCGAUGGAAGAUUUGUUCUUAGCUUCGGUGGGGGACUGCUUACAAGUCCAAGAGAUAUUACUGCCACUGGGGACCACGUUAUGAUCAUGGACACUGAUGAGUGUAGCGUCUACCUUUUCACUCUAAAGGGAAAACAAAAAGCCAAAAUCACUGUCGACAUUCGUGGAGAUCACUAUUUGAGAGCUGCAUUCCAUCCUACAGGUGAACAAUUUGUUGUGGCCGGGUACGAAAGAGAGACGUCUUGUUUGAUAAUGGAAGUUUUCACCACCGCAGGAGAGUUUGUACGAAGGAUUCAGUUCGAUGAAGAAAACACUCAUUGGCUGGGAGGAAUCACAGUGACCAUGGAGGGUCAGGUUGCUGUAAUAGUCGGAGGAGAGAGUGAAAGCUGCAAGGUGAGGAUAAUUACCAUGUAA